Messenger RNA from Erythranthe guttata (spotted monkey flower), 1060 nucleotides. Its product is annotated as thioredoxin-like protein AAED1, chloroplastic. Lineage: Eukaryota; Viridiplantae; Streptophyta; Magnoliopsida; Lamiales; Phrymaceae. The record is from RefSeq and is a predicted model, not a curated record. Gene Ontology annotation, cellular component: chloroplast.
CUCUUUGAUUUGCAGCUCUGCAACAACAAAAUACAAAACACUAAUAAAUUAAAGAAAAAAUAAAAAAUAAAAAAUGGCGAAAUUGAUAUCUCAAGGGAUUCUCACUCCCUCCGCAUCUCUUCUUUCCCCAUCUACCCACUCUCACAAAAAAUCACUAUUCCCACCCCAAUCUUUUGCUAUUUCAACCAAACACGUCACUAAAUCUAAAUCCCUUCUUCCAGGAAACCCUAGUCGCCCACCAUCGCUUGCGACCACGGCGGCCUCCACCGCCGCCGCCGCCGUCGUGCCUGAUGACGUGGCGGAUGUACUCGGGGAAGUUAGCAUCUUCACCGCCGCCGGCGAGCCCGUCAAAUUCAAGGACCUCUGGGAUCAACAGGAGGGAACGGCCGUUGUCGCACUUUUGAGACAUUUUGGAUGUUUUUGUUGCUGGGAGCUUGCGUUAGCACUCAGAGAAUCGAAGGAGAAAUUUGAAUCCGCCGGUGUGAAACUAAUUGCUGUUGGUAUUGGUACUCCCGACAAAGCUCAACUUCUCGCUGAACGAUUACCAUUUCCUUUGGAUUCCCUCUAUUGUGAUCCCGAUCGUAAGGCGUACGAACUUUUGGGCUUGUAUUUUGGUUUUCGUCGUACAUUUCUCAAUCCAGCUAGUACCAAAGUGUUUUCGAGAUUUGAGGAAGUGAAAAAGGCUACGAAGAACUACACUAUCAAAGCCACCCCAGACGAUACAAGUAGCGUCCUGCAACAGGGAGGGAUGUUUGUGUUUAAAGGAAAGCAGUUAUUAUACGCAAGAAAGGACGAAGGAACGGGCGAUCACGCUCCGUUGGACGAUAUCUUUGAAAUUUGCUGCAACGUUUCUUCUGCGUGAGGAAUAAUAUUUUGUUUUUGUUUUUAAUUAGUCCACAAUUUGUUAGUAAUCUUGUAUUAGUGUAUGCAUUAAUGUGAUGUGUAUACAUACAUAUAUGCUCCUUAUAAAUACUUGUAUAAAGAACCAUACAUUGUUGAGUACUUGGGAAUGUAAAAUUUGUUAUGCAUUAACGUGUGUAUACAUAUGUACUCCUGUUUA